UACAGAGAGAGUGUAUCUGGAGUGUGCUGCCAGAGAAAGUGGUGGAAUCCGAUACAAUCACUAUGUUUAAGAGGCUUGUAGGUAGACACUUAAAUAGGCGAAGCAUUAGUAUAUGGUCCUAGUGUCAGUAAAUGGGAUUCCUGUGGAUGGGCAAAAUGAUCGGCAUGUACAUAGUAAGCCAAAAGGCUUAUUUCUGUGCUGCAUGACUCUUAUUCUAGUUGAUCUUGCAUUCAUGCUGUUAAGCUUUAAGACUACAGGCUUUGGUCAAAUACAAUCCUGUUGCUGAUCACUAGCAUCAUCUCAAACAUACCGAAUUUGGAGUUGACAACAAGAUCUAGAUCUGUUGAGAAACUGGGCCAAGGAAUGAUAAUGUGAAGUGUUGCACUUUGGUUCGUCAAACAAGUGCAGUGAACAUAGUGCCCUGGAGUGUCCUGCUGAACAGUGAGAUCGAGGAGUACAGGAGCACGGUUCGCUAAAAGUGGUAGGAAGGAAUUCCAGAUGCUGGUUUACACCAAAGAUAGAAGCAAAAUGCUGGAGGCAUCAUCAUGCCGAGACAGGCAACAUCUCAGGAGAUAAGGAACGGGUGACCUGAACCCCUGAUGUUUGGGGAAACUCCAAACAUCACCCAUUCCUUCAUUCCAGAGAUGCUACAUGUUCCACUGAGUUACUCCAGCAUUUUGUAUCUAUCUUUAAAAGUGGUGUCAGAUGGACAGGGUGAUGAGGAAGGCAUUUGGCAUGCAUGCCUUCAUUGGGAAGGGUAUUGAGUACAAAAGCUGGGACAUCGUGGCAUUGGUGAGACCACAUUUGGAGCACUAUGUGCAAUUCUGGUUACCCUGCUACAGGAAGGAUGCUAUUUAGAUACCACAUGGUCUGCAUGGACAGAACGGACAAGGUCCUGUUUCCGUGCUAAACAGCUGUACGACCGUGGCCGUAACUGCGGCGAUUCAAGGCAACAACUCACUGCCCUUUUCCCAGGGCCGACUAGAAAUGGCUACAAAUGCUGGCCUCGCCACCCGGAAACUUGUCUUUAAAAGUUUGUAAAACGAAAUGAAUAACCCUCCGAAUAAAAGGGAGCUGCCGGCGACGAGACAGGCCGGUCUUUAUCCGCAUCCCGGCUCUUAGUUUGAAGGGUUCGUGACCCACAGGUGCUGGCCCGAUUCUUGAGUUCUCCACAAUCCCAGCACCUGUGUCUCAGUGAGUGUGAGGGCGGCGGCGGUUCCAGCGCCCCAGCCCCAGUUCCAGCUCCAGCGGUCGGGGACGGGGAGUGGCUCCGCCCCGCUGACCGGGAGGGCGGGUCCCGGAUCUCCCCAUCCGCCUCCCGGAGACCGGAGACCGGGGCCCGGCUGAGGCACCGACAUCCCCGGGGCUUUUGGACGGAGAACUUUUCGAAACUUUGUGCCGAGUCCGGGAGUCGAGCGGCUCCGUGGACCGGCUGGCGGUGAUCCCGGGACCGGAGCUUCUGAUAUCGGGGUAUUUGGUGUACAGGAGAAUUAAAGAGCCUACAAUUGGGAGAAAGAGUAGAACAACUACAGUUGAUGCAGCCUUCCCCUGAACCAUGGCAACUGCUGACCAAGAGUUUUUGGCAGAGAUAACAGCUGAAGACGAAGAUGGUGUUUCAGGGGCUGAGGUCCAUGUUAACACACAACUGGAUCUGACAACAAAAGUUCAAGAAUUUUUCCUGAUCUGUGACCGGGAAUGUAAAGGAUUUAUUAACCGGAGAGACCUGGAGCACCUUCAGGAAGAGUUGCCUCUCGGCCCAGAGGAGUUGCAGAGCGUAUUUGAUGCACUGGAUACAGAUGGGAACGGGAAGCUUACCUUGGAGGAAUUUACCACAGGCUUUAGUCAAUUUCUGUUUAAAGAAAAGAUACUCGUGAACAAGGCAAAUCCCAGCCGGGAUCAAAGUGAAGGGCUGGGUUGGGAUGGAUCAGACAGACAGUCGGCAGUGAUGGAGAAGGAAGAAGAAUGCUGCUUUCACACGCUGAUGGACAAGUUGGGAGCAAAGAACGUCUUUACAGAUCAGGACGAAGUGCAAAACCUUUGGUCACAACUUCAGAAAGAUGAACCACAUUUGAUCAGCAAUUUUGAAGCAUUUCUCACCCAGAUUUUCACCCAGAUGCAAAAGGCAAGCAAGGAAAAAAAGAUAAUGGAGUUGGCUUUAAAAAGGAAGGGGGCAGAAAAUCUGGAAGAAAUUGAACAUCUGUACAAUGAAAUGGACCAACGGAUUCAAAUGGAAAAACUGGCCAUGUUUAACAAAGCCUCGGAUUUGAACUUUCGAUGUCAGAAACUAGACGAAAAGCUGAAGAUUAAAGAGCGAGAACAGGAAGAGCUCUUGCUCUACAACAUGAGGUUGGAGAAAGAGUUGGAAGAGCUGCUCAGUGAAAAGCAGGAGUCGCGGAUGGUGAACCAGAGUCUGAAGAGAACGACAGAGGAGUUGAAGGGUGCACUCCAUCACGUGAGCGAGGAGCUGGUGGCUGCUCAGCAUGAAGUGCAGGCAGUGCAGCAUGCAACGUCCCGACUGCAGGAGGAGCAGGAACUAGAGCUCUAUUGUGUGACCGAGGGUCUGGAGAGAGAGAAGCUGAACCUUUUGAAACAGAUGGACCUCUUGAGAGAGAUGAACAAGCACCUUCGAGAUGAACGGGAUAUGUCCAAUUUCCCGAAACCAUCCAAAUAUGAAACAUCUACUUCAGGGAAGCAGAAUGUUGUGCAAGCUGAUGGUCCGCAUAUGGAGACCAAGCUCUAUUCGGGAAGGAAAAGUGUAGACUUUGAGGAGCUUGGAUGUUCAAAGUGCUUAUCGAAAAAUUUGGAGCAAGCAAUUGGUGUGAGUCAUGCCAGAGGAGGAAUGGAUAAGGAACCUGCCAGAGGAGAAAGACGGUACUUGCAGAGGAUUAUUUCAAUUGAAGAGGAUCCACUGCCACAGUUUCUUGAAACACAUUCGGCAACUCAGUUACAGAACUGGACUGAGGUAAAUGAAGAGCAGGAGCUUGAAGAGAGGGUCCUGGAAUCAGCAGAGACACGUGCGUCUCCAGUCCAAGUAGCAUUGUCCCCUGCAUCUCGGACAACACCCGUGGCACUGGCCCCUGCAUCUCCAGACCAGGCUGCAUUAGCACAAGCCAGAGAAACAUUCUCCAACCCCGAGCGUUUGUUCAAAGUAAUCCUGGUUGGCAAUUCCAGUGUGGGGAAAAGCUCUCUUUUGAGAAGAUUUUGUGGCGAUGGUUUUAAUCCUGGAAUCUGUGCAACUGUCGGUAUCGAUUACUGUGUGAGAACAAUGAACGUGGCUGGCAGCGUGCUGGCCCUCCAGCUGUGGGACACUGCGGGACAAGAACGGUUUCAUAGCAUUACAAAGCAGUUCCUCCGUAAGACAGAUGGAGUUGUUCUGGUCUACGACAUCACGGCUGCCGCCAGCUUCCACGCGGUCCGGCAUUGGCUACAGAGUAUCCAGGAGGGAGCAGGUCCUGAUGUCGUGAUCCUUCUCCUGGCCAAUAAAACCGAUCUGGAAAGGGAACGGCGGAUUCCCACUGAGGCAGGACAGCGAGUGGCAACGGAAAGCAACCUGAUUUUCUAUGAAUGCAGUGCAUACUCUGGUGACAACAUCAACGAAGCCAUCAUGCAUCUAGCAAGGCUUUUAAAGGAGCUGGAAGACAAAGAAAAGGAAAAGUUUGUUGAACUGUGUGAAGGCUCUCCCCAACAGAAAUUUUGCUGCAUAAAGUAAUAUCGAGAAUGAACUCUUCCACUAAGCAGAACGUUGGAAAGAAGCUUUAUAUCUCCUGGGUGCUGUCCCUGCUGCAGGAUUACACAAACUGAAAGAGUAUUCUUUCAUGGAAUUUACUAACUGGUAAUUUUUAAUUAAGUUCUUCAGGUUAAUUGAUGGGAUUGGGUGAAGAUUAUUUAAGAGCGGCAAGUCCGUGCAUGUUAACGAUAGACACAGAAUGCUGGAAUAACUCAGCUGCAUCUCUCAAGACUUAUCGACCAGAAAUGCCAUCCAAUCCUUCUAUCCAGAGAUGCUGCUUGUCCCGCUGAGUUACUCCAGCAUUUUGUGUUUAUCUUUGGUGUAAACCAGCACCUGCAGUUCCUUCCUACACUAUGCAUAAUAAAUCAAAUUUUAUCAAAUUAUGCAGCAAGUACAAAGGUUGCAUCUAAAAGUGAAACGCGGAUAUGAAAUGGAGGGAUCUUAAAUCGGUCAGAUUGUGCAUAACUGCACCAACAAACUGUAUCAUUCAGGCACCCUUACUCCCACCUGCCUUGGGGAUGGAGAGAAAUAGGUGCCAGUGCAGGUAAGGCACAGGGGAAAGAAAGCGAGGGGAUGAAGGGGUGGAUUGGGGAAAGGUAGUCAUCUAAAGAUUGGAGAAUUCAAUGUUCAUACAGUUACCCAAACAGAAUAUGAGGUGCCAUUCUUCCAACGGCAUGUAGCCUCACUGUGACUCUGGAGGUGGCCCAAGCCAGAAAGAUCAGGGUGGGAAUGAGAAGGUGAGUUAAAAUGACUAGCAGCCAGCAGAUCCAGUAGGCCUCUGUGGACCAAGUGCAAGUGUUUGGCAAUGUGAUUGCCAAGUCAAUGCUUGGCCUCGCCGAAUUACAGGAGGUCGCAUCAAGGACACUGAAUGCAGCACAUGAGGGUCCAGAAUGUGCACAUGAAUUUCUAUCUCACCUGGAAGGGCUGCUGGGGUGCCUGGAUGGAAGUGAGGGGUGUAGGGAAAGGCAUUACAUCUCAUGAGGGUGCAUGGGGAAAGUAUCCAGGGAGCGGGUGGUUUGGGUGGGAAGGGAUGAGAGAACCAAGCAGUUGCAGAUGUAGUGGUCUCGGAAGAAAGGGGUGGAGACGGGAUGAUGUGGCUGGUGAGAUCACAUUAGAGGUGACGGAAAAAGUUUGGAGAAUGAGGUGCUGAAUGUGGAGGCUGGUUAGGUGGAAGGUGAAAUGCUAUCCUUGUUCCAUCUGGGGGAAGGGGGAGCUAUAGCAGAACUAUGGGACAUAGAGGAUAUAUUGGUAAGGGAUCCAUCUCUGACAGCAAGGGGAAACCAUGUUUAAUAACACAUAGAAACUAGGUGCAGGAGUAGGCCAUUCGGACCUUCAAUCCUGCACCGCCAUUCAAUAUGAUCAUGGCUGAUCAUCCAACUCAGUAUCCCGUAUCUGCCUUCUCUCCAUACCCCCUGAUCCCCUUAGCCACGAGGGCCACAUCUAACUCCCUCUUAAACAUAGCCAAUGAACUGGCCUCAACUACUUUCUGUGGCAGAUAAUUCCACAGAUUCACCACUCUCUGUGUGAAAAAUGUUUUUCUCAUCUCGGUCCUAAAAGCCUUCCCCCUUAUCCUUAAACUGUGACCCCUUGUUCUGGAGAAAAGACUACAUCUCAGAUGUCCUAGAAUGGAAAGCCUCAUCCUGUGUAGAUAUUGAAGUCUUCACCCGAAAUAUAUUCCAUGACCUUCCAAGUGUUGGUGCUUCACCAAUGUUCCAUGUGGAGAGAUAUUGUUCAGUUUGGGGAAUGCUGCAUGUGAUUAGACUCCUGUGGAUUUUUGCAAAGUUUGCACGAUGAAUUGCACUGGGAGAAACUUGACUGCCUCCAAAUUCUAUGCUUUGCCCACUUUGAUUCUGAUUCUGUUUUAGCUCGGCAGUUUUUGAUAAAACUGAAUGGACUUGUGUAAUCAGCCAGAUGGCCGAUUUGCUUUCCUGAAGGGCAUUAAUGAACAAAACACAAGUCUACUGAGAUUUGCUAUUUUGUUCAUUUAAUUUCAGAUUAUGCAAUUAAUUUAAUUUGACUUUCCUUUGGUGUGCUGGUACUUGAACUGGUGCCUUGGGAUUGUGAAUACAGGUUUCUGGGUUAUUAAUCCACCAGGUGAACCAUGUGACUCUCCCUUUGACAUUGUCUAGUUUACUUUGUACGCUGGCUCUGGUAGAGGGUGUCAAAUUCUUGUAACCAUCGAGGCUCAUCCAGUAGGCCAUGCAAUUAACAUGGGUGUGCAUGGGAUAAAUGAAGGGAAACUUGGUCAUCUGUGUAAAACUAUGUUAAUGAGUAAAAAUGAUAAGAGUUGUAUUUAAUUAAUGAAUAAAUUAAUUUAUUGCAUUUCAGAAUGCAUUUAUUUUGAUUUUUUAACUUUUUUAAAACUUAAACCCUGUUGUUUUGAUAACGUAUCGUAGUUUCCUGCCAAUGACGCUGAUAUUUCACUGCAGGAGCAUGCCAGG
Leucoraja erinaceus (little skate) is the source of this 6168-nucleotide messenger RNA. Its product is annotated as EF-hand calcium-binding domain-containing protein 4B-like. The transcript is spliced from 18 exons. Gene Ontology annotation, molecular function: GTPase activity; calcium ion binding; GTP binding. NCBI's taxonomy places the organism in Eukaryota, Metazoa, Chordata, Chondrichthyes, Rajiformes, Rajidae. The record is from RefSeq and is a predicted model, not a curated record. The coding region runs from base 1556 to 3709 and encodes 717 amino acids.